AUGACUGAAUUAAUAUCAAUUCCUUUAAAAAAACCAUCGGAUGUCGACGUAAUUAAGCCACUUACUAAUAUUAUUAAAUCGACGUACAAUUCGGCGACUAAUCAAAAGGAUUAUACUGAGCAAAUUAGUGAAUUUAGUAAACUAAGAAGUAAUGCGUUAUGGCGUGCAUUUGAGAAAUAUGAAAGUUCUUUAGAGGUUAUUUACAGCUAUUAUGACCAGCUGUGUGCCCUAGAGGGUAAAAUUCCAGCGCAUGAGUUGCAGAUUCCAUUUAAAUGGAAAGAUGCUUUUGACAGGACAAUUUUUGGUGGCAAAUUAAGUCUCACUAUCAGCACGCUGGCAUAUGAAAAAUUAUGUGUUCUAUUCAAUAUUGCCGCAUUGCAGAGCUCAGUUGCUGCUUCGCAAUCACUUGACAGUGAUGAGGGCUUAAAAUUAGCAGCCAAAUUAUUUCAACAAGCAGCGGGUAUUUUCAACUAUUUGAAAGGAAAUGUCAUGCUUGCUAUUCAGCAAGAACCAACACCUGACAUGAGUCCUGAUACUUUAAGCGCUUUAUCAGCUCUGAUGAUAGCGCAAGCUCAGGAAAUUUUUGUCCACAAAGCCAUCCAUGACACCAUGAAAGAUGUUGUAAUUGCGAAAUUAGCGUCGCAAACAGAAGAGUAUUAUGCUGAAGCUUUGAAACUUUUUCAGAAAGAAAUAUUUCGAUCUUUUUGGGACAAGGAAUGGAUUCCUUUGAUUACUGGUAAACAGUCUGGGUACCGUGCUAUGGCUGAAUUAUAUCAAGCUUCUAUCUGCAAAAGUAAAUCUGCGAUUGGUGAAGAAAUUUGUAGACUUGAAUAUGCCGUGGAUUUGUUCAAAGCGGCUCAACAGAGAUCAAAUAAGCCUAAUCUUUUUCAAGAAUAUGCUACCAAAGCUGAACGUCGAUUGACAGUAAUUAAAAAGGAUAAUGAUUUUAUUUAUCACGAGCGUAUUCCUGAUAUAAAAAGCUUGGAGCCGAUUGGAAAGGCAAAUAUUGCCAAAUUUUUGACCAUGUCACAACCUAUGAGCAGUAACUUUAAAGAUUUGUUUGAAGAUUUACUCCCAGUCGCUGUUCAUCAUGCUCUGUCAUCCUAUGAAAUUCGAAGAAAUGAAUUGGUUAAUACGGAAAUUUCAAAGCUACGCGAAAUGACUCAAGUAUUGAAUACUGUAUUAGCUAGCUUGAAUUUGCCUGCUGCUAUUGAAGAUACUAGUGGAACCGAAGUUCCUCAAUCUUUAUUGGACAAAGCUUCUUAUGUCAGACAAGCCGGAGGGAUUAGAGCCCUUGAAACUGCCAUGAAUGACCUACCAGAUUUGCUCCAGCGCAACAGAGACAUCUUAGAUGAAGCUGAGAAAAUGCUCAGAGAAGAGCGUGAAUCCGACGAUCAACUGAGAGAACAAUUCAAAGAGCGUUGGACAAGAAUACCGAGUAGUAAAUUAACUGAACAACUUACGAGUAAUGCUCAAAAAUAUCGCAUAAUUAUUGAUAAUGCUAUUUCGGCUGAUAAAACUGUUCGCGAGAAAUUUGAAACACACCGUGAAGGCAUGGAGAUUUUGAGUCUCGGUGAAAGUGAACUAGCAUCAGCGAUUCCAUCCGGUUCAGCUGUUCAAGAAAGUGGCGUGGUUAUUCAGCUGAGAAAAUUAAUGGAAGAUGUAGAGACAUUGAAAGCCGAGCGAGACGUUAUUGAGAGUGAAUUGAAGUCACCGACAGUGGAUAUGAAAUCUACAUUUCUUGCAGCUUUAGCUAAAGACGGUGCAAUUGAUGAACCAAAUUUGUCGGUUGAACAAAUUGGUAAAAUUUAUGGACCGCUGACUACUCAAGUUCGUGACAGUUCAGCUCGUCAGGAAAAACUCAUCGCUGAGAUUCAGUCAAGUCAUGCUGCAUUUACACGUGAACAAAGUGGGUCAGGUAGUUCACGCGAAGCCGUUUUAUGUAAAUUAGCUGCUGCGUAUGAUGCGUUCAAAGAACUCAAAAAUAAUUUACAAGAAGGAGCUAAAUUUUACAAUGACCUUACUCAGCUACUGGUCGUUUUCCAAAAUAAAAUUUCCGACUUUUGCUUUGCUCGCAAAACCGAGAAAGAAGAAUUAAUGAAAGAUUUAACGACUAAUUUAAGUCACGCUGGUCCGGCUGCUACGCCUACGAUUCCUUCUCAUCAUGGAGCGGCUUCUGGACCAAGUUCAGCUCCUUCUGAAAGUGGCUCAACUCAAUUGCCUUAUCCGACCCAAUAUCAAGGAGGGAUGCCUGUUCCUUACGGAGCAUCCCCUGCUACGCCUUAUCCUACUUAUGUUCCUCCUCCGAUGCCUCAAACAUACAAUCCGUAUGCAACAAUGCCAUACCCUGGACAAGGUGCGUACAAUUAUCCGCAACAAUUUCCACAACAGCCUAACUACGUCAAUCAUUAUGCAACAUUCCCGCGUUAUGGUGCUCCACCACCUGGACAAAAUCCA
This is a messenger RNA of Cotesia congregata, 2457 nucleotides long. NCBI's taxonomy places the organism in Eukaryota, Metazoa, Arthropoda, Insecta, Hymenoptera, Braconidae. The record is from the annotation of a GenBank genome assembly.